ACAAGGCAAAACGUAAUCAAAAAAGAAAUAUUUUACAUAAUAAUCGCAAUAAAAUCAAAUUUUGAUGAAAAAAAAAAUAUGCAAAAUUUUUUCAAAAUAUUUCAUUAUACCAAGUGUUGGUUUAUAACAUUUGAAUCUAAAAAUAUGUGGGAGUGAUGAAAAGCAAAACGAUAAGAUACUUUAAACAAGAAAAAGAGUGAAUUAUUGAUAUUGAUACCAAGGUCAUCUCGACUUUUGUGAUGACUAUCAACAUAAAAAAUAAAUAAAAAUAAAAUAGCAAACGAAUUGAGCAAAGAAAAUGUUGGCUAUUAUUUACAACUCAAUGAGCCUAACCUAGAAAAAUAUUUAACAAAAUAUUUUGUGUACUUGUGCUAAAAGCGAAACUAAAACGUAAAAAUUGCCUUAAAUCAAAAAUAUACGUUGAAAUUAUCAAAAAAAAAAAAAAAUUACUCUCACACACAUACCCAUGUGGCCAAAAGUUUACUUAGUACUCAAAGUGCAUGCUCCGCACCUGAUGUGGAUGUGUUUAUGUGUUCACGUUCGGGCCAAAAAGUGAGAGUGUUUGGCAAUUGUUAAACCAACCGGCCACUUUUGGAGUAUCAGACGUUUUAUUGAAUGAAGAACAACAGCAAAAACAUCGCCAUCGUCGUCAUAGACGUCAACAAGAAAACAAAAACAAACAACCCAAUUCAUAAACUGACCAACCUCAAAUUGUCUUUGUUGUGGAUAUACUCGUACUACGUGAAUCAAGCAAGCAAUGGCAACUUUCCAUUUCAGAACAGGCGUGGCUGUGUGAGGACUUCUAACAAAGCCGGUUCUACAUGUGACGUAAUAUUUCCCUCCAUCGCUGGCUCUCCCAACAAAAGUGACCUUAAUAAAUGCACUAUAAUGCAGUUGAAUCUGUUUCCCAAAUUCCAUUCUGAUCAUCGUCAUCCUCAUCACCACCAGCAACAGCAGUCAAAUCAACAGUGUCAUCAUCAAUCAAGCGAAUGGCAUCAAACAAAUCACACGCGUCCGCAUCAUUGUGGGCGCCAUCAACGCGGUCAUUAUGCUACUUCCACCAGUUGGAUAGUGCCGGCAGCAUUAACUGUGCUGCUGCUGUUUCUAGCCCAAUGUCCAACAACAUCAUCUCUAAUUGUUCCCAAUGAAGUGCCCUCUAUUCUGUCGCUGGUAUAUUCCAACAUUCCGCCUAUUAAAAAAGGUACUGAUUCUCGCUUGGGCUUUGGUUUUCGUCUUGGAGAACAUGCCGAUUUUCAAGUUAUGUUAGAAUUGGGACCCCAGAAAGAAACUAGGCCGAUUGGCGAUCAAGACAAUGGCUCGUCGUUCAAUAAGAGACAGGUUAGCAAAUCACAACAGCGAGCGGUACAAAGGGAAGCGGUGAAAGCUGAAAGCCAACCAACAUCAUGGCUGGAGAAGUGGGCUAACCAGGUUAAUAAUCCUGCAACGCCCAAAAAGAAGGUUACCAGUGUCAAGGUUAAGCCCACUAAGAAGCAGGGUACACAGAAGCAAGUAUCAGAUGUACCAGCUGUAACUAUGUCACAGCAGAUGCCCGCCCAGGCAUUACAACAACUGCAAUUGCUUUAUAAAAUGGCAACGAGUACAACAGAGGAGAGUGCAAAGCAAGGCAUUAAUGAAGGAGCAACAACAACUUCCCCAAUAACAGUAGCUCCAUCUUUAGACUUACAAGAGAGACUUAAAAUCAUAAAAGCUCCUGCCAAUGUUGACGAAUUGCAGGCAUUGAUGCAAAAAUCUCAAGAAGAAACUAAAACGGAAAUCACCAAAGAACUUAUGAAUGUCAGUUUGGAUGAGUGAUUCUGUUAAGGUUGCCGCUUAGCUCCCUGAAUUCGAAUUCCCGAAUGGUGGUGAUAUUGUCUGUACCUUCAUGCAUCAUAUGUACCCAUACAAAUAUUUUCUUGCAUAUCAAUAUCGAAAUAUUUUUUGUAUCAUAUUUUCAUGUUGUUAAUUUUUUUGUAAAUAAAAUUUUUGGUAGAUGUAAGAAGUAAUACAAACACAA
This is a messenger RNA of Stomoxys calcitrans (stable fly), 2014 nucleotides long. RefSeq lists its product as uncharacterized. Bases 616 to 1812 code for a protein of 398 amino acids. The transcript is spliced from 4 exons. Lineage: Eukaryota; Metazoa; Arthropoda; Insecta; Diptera; Muscidae. The record is from RefSeq and is a predicted model, not a curated record.